UUUUCAUAAACGGUGCCUGAUUGUACUUUAUAAAAGAUUAAAGUAAACGCCAUGAGUCAGUGCCACAUGUAACAUUGUAUUCCGUGUGGUUACACAAACCUUAUAAACUAUGUGUGUAUACCACACCUCUUCUACUACGCAACGGUGAGGGUACCAUAUCAUUUAUAUAAUAGGGUCUAAGUAGGGAAAGAUGUUAGAAAACGAAAACUGGACUGUAUAAAUGGCUAAAGAAAAAUGAUUGGUUUUUAAUGAUCCAUACCAUUACUCCAGGUUUAAGCUGGUUCAUGAUGGUUUUGAGUCCAGAACAAGUAGCCUUUAUAGGCCAGGUGUUUGAAUCCUUUGUUUUGGAAUAUCACAGGACUGACAUAAUUCAGAUUUUAAAGGAAACCAAUGAAGAAGCUCACUAUUCUGUAGCCAUCAAUGCCAUAACCCUGUUUGAGACAAACAUGGAAGUGGCAGAAUACUUUAACUCAUUUCCAAAUGAUGUACUUUUAAUAUUCGAUAGUGCUUUACAAAGAGCUGCCAUGUUUGUAGUACAGUCUCUUUCAACACCUAAAGAUCACAAAAUGAAGCAAAAUCUUCAUACUAGAAUUUCAGGAUUGCCUGUUUGUCCGGAAUUGACUAGAGACAGCAUUCCAACAUCAUGUGAUGUUGGCCACUUUUUGUCUAUUACUGCAACAGUCAUAAGGACUAGCAUGGUGAAAGUACUCGAGUUUGAGCGGGAUUACAUGUGUGCUAAGUGCAAGCAAAUAUUUCCUGUCAAAGCAAACAUUGAGCAAUAUUUCAGUUUUGUGACACCAUCAUGCUGUCCAAAUGAAGAUGGUUGUAAUUCAUCUAAAUUUACCUGCAUGUCUACAAGUUCACUUGCAUCUGGAUGCAGCAAAGACUACCAAGAAAUCAAAAUACAAGAGCAGGUGCAGAGACUUGCUGUGGGAAGUAUUCCUCGAUCUAUGGUUGUGGUGCUGGAAGAUGAUUUGGUAGACAGCUGCAAAUCUGGUGAUGAUAUUACUAUUUUUGGUGUUGUAAUGCAGAGGUGGAAGCCCUUAGUAAAGGACACUCGUUGCAAUGUUGAAAUAUUUUUGAAGGCUAAUUUUAUUGAAGUAAACAAUGAUCAACCAACAGGAAUGGUUAUUAAUGAAGAUACCUGGAAAGAAUAUCGGGACUUUUGGAAUAAAUAUAAAUGUAAUCCCUUGGCAGGUCGAAAUGAAAUCCUAAUGAGCUUGUGCCCCCAAGUGUUUGGAAUGUAUGUUGUCAAACUUGCAGUAGCAAUGGUUCUUUCAGGUGGAGUACAAAGAAAUGAUGCUUCUGGGACAAAGGUAAGAGGUGAGUCACACCUUUUACUAGUUGGUGAUCCUGGGACUGGAAAGUCGCAGUUUUUGAAAUAUGCAGCAAAAAUUACUCCACGAUCUGUGCUUACGGCUGGGAUUGGCUCCACAAGCGCAGGGUUGACUGUUGCUGCUGUGAAGGACUCUGGUGAAUGGAACCUGGAAGCUGGUGCUCUGGUCCUGUCUGAUGGAGGUUUGUGUUGCAUUGAUGAGUUCAACAGCAUCAAAGCUCAUGAUAGAACAUGUAUUCAUGAAGCAAUGGAACAGCAGACCAUCAGCAUAGCCAAGGCCGGCAUUGUCUGCAAACUUAGUACAAGGACAUCUGUUUUAGCAGCAACCAACCCUAAAGGCCAGUAUGACCCUGAUAUACCUGUCUCUGUGAAUGUUGCCUUGGCUAGUCCACUACUAAGCCGCUUCGACCUGGUACUGGUUCUUUUGGACACAAAGAAUGAAGAGUGGGACCGUAUUAUCUCAUCUUUCAUAUUGGAUAACAAAGGUGUUCCUAGCGAAUCUAAUAAAUUUUGGAGUAUGGAAAAGAUGAAAACCUAUUUCUGCCUUGUUAAGACUUUACAGCCCACAAUGACAGAUGAAGCAAGUGAAGUUUUAAUUCGUUAUUACCAGCUACAGCGACAGAGUGACAGCCGUAGUGCUGCCCGAACUACUGUUCGGAUGUUGGAAAGCCUAGGACGCUUGGCUGAAGCUCAUGCUCGCUUGAUGUUUAGGGAGACUGUACUUCUGGAAGAUGCAAUUACAGUUGUAUCUGUAAUGGAAUGUUCUAUGCAGGGUGGUGCUCUCCUUGGCAGUGUGAAUACCCUGCAUACUUCAUUCCCCGAAGAUCCUCUUGAACAGUAUAAAAUGCAGUGUGAAAUCCUUUUGGAAGGACUAGGGCUUCAAAAACUACUAGACAAUGAACUUAAAAGGCUUAAUCGGUUACAGAAUGGCACUCCAAAGAAACAGAAAACUUCAUGUGGCAAGGCUACUGCUUCAUCUAAUCAAAGUCCGUCACCUGGAACAUCAGUCCCAUUAAAGUCUUUAAAUUCUACAGACCCCGAAAGUGGUCUUGACUGGUUUAACUGCCUAGAUAAUGAUGCUAAAGUGGAUGUUGACAGGCAGUUAUCGCCAGUACAGAAAUUAUCCCCAUUACACUGUAAUGGAAAACUGUCCACAUUUCUACAAGAGAGCUGCAAGCAUGAUCAUAUAAGUAGGAACAGUUUAAUAAGUGAAGAGACUGAUUUACCUAAUUUGGCUAGAAAUUCUCUGAAGGAAAAACUGUUAAAGUGUACAACAUCUGAAACCAUUAUUUCUAAACAACAUAAUUUUGAUUUGAAUGAUGAUCCAUCACAUUCAGUUGUAGUAGAAAAGGUAUCUAAAAGCCUUAAAGCAAAGAGGCAGAAAAAAAUUAAACACCUUUCUCCUGGUGAUAUAAUUGAACCAAAUAAGAAUCCUGACAAAUCUGUUAUUUUGGAUAUGCCAGAUGAAAACCUCAGUGAAUCUGUUAUCCUUCUUCCCACUGAGCAGGUGCCACUUCACAGCACCCCUCUAGCUACAAAAAGAUCCAAAACCUUUUUUAAAAAAAGUAACCACAUUCCAAUGGAUUCUAGUGGUGGGAGUAACAAAGUAGUUGGUGCCAAUAUUCCUGCUGACCUCAAAGAAAAAUUAAAAUCUUUCGUGUUUCAGCAAAAGGAGCGAGUAAUUCAUUUUGAAAAUAAUGACCCUUUGUCCAUUCCAGCUUCUUUUGAGCAUGAAUAUAUUGAAUUACCUGUGUUAGAUACUGAUCUGAAAUUGAACCAGAAUGACACUGAAAGUAGAAAGCUAAGGAAAAGUGUCACUAGUGAAAGGGAAAACCGAGCCACAAGAGCAACUGCUGAAAAAACAAAACAAAAUGAGCAGUCAAUAGAUUGCGCUGGAAAGUUAACACAAAAUAAGGAACAUGAAUUAUCAAACAAUGUGGGAAGUAGUAAACCCACAGAAAGUGGUGAGGUGAAUGGACAGAAUAACCCAGAAGACGGCUUUGGCAGGUCCAGGGUGGCAGCCACAACACUAGCCAAGUUGGCUAAAUUUUCUUUCAGCUCAUCUAAUGAGGAUGAGUCGCAUAAUAAGAUCUCAUCUACAGGACAGACUUCCCUAAAUGUAGGAAAUUCAGUAGGAAAGUGUCAUAUUGACAAUCAAAAUGAAACCCAUUUGGAAUUAACUGGAAAUUCUCGAAAAAGGAAGUCCUUUGAAAUUGCUUUACCAGAAGCAAAAUACAUAGUUUCAAAAAUGAAUUUGUUUUGCUCUUCAGAAUAUGAUGACGACACAAUGGAUAUUGAUUGGGAAGAGGAAACAAGAAAAAAAAACUAAGAUGUGAUGAACAUGCUUCUGUUUAAGAAAGCUAUUAAACUUCAUACUCUGAAAAUUACAGAUCUGCUGUUUUAGUAUAGAUGUGGCUAUACCUAAAAUCUACUGUGUAUAUAAAAGCACCUACUGUAGAUUAACAAAUAGUAUGUACUGUGUUAUACAUAAAUAAAUAUUGCAUAGCAAGUAAAAAUA
This is a messenger RNA of Polypterus senegalus (gray bichir), 3854 nucleotides long. It is a transcript of the gene mcm9, whose product is annotated as minichromosome maintenance 9 homologous recombination repair factor. The transcript is spliced from 14 exons. The record is from RefSeq and is a predicted model, not a curated record. Lineage: Eukaryota; Metazoa; Chordata; Cladistia; Polypteriformes; Polypteridae. Gene Ontology annotation, molecular function: single-stranded DNA binding; ATP hydrolysis activity; single-stranded DNA helicase activity. Gene Ontology annotation, biological process: double-strand break repair via homologous recombination. Gene Ontology annotation, cellular component: MCM complex; nucleus. Bases 249 to 3665 code for a protein of 1138 amino acids.